AUGACUGAAGAAGUAACCAGUAACACAUUAGAAGAUCCAUCAGUUUGGGAGGACAGUGACCAGGUAGAAGAUGAGAUUUUGUUCAUGUCCAAUGAACAAAUAACAUCACGCACACGUCUGCUAGACAAUGAAAUAAAAGUCAUGAAAAGUGAUGUUAUGCGUAUAUCGCAUGAACUGCAAUCGCAAGCUGACAAGAUUAAAGAGAAUACAGAAAAGAUUAAAGUUAGCAAGACAUUGCCUUAUUUGGUAUCUAAUGUGAUAGAGUUAUUAGAUGUCGACCCACAAGAUACCGAAGAAGACGGUGCUGUAGUUGAUUUAGACAGCCAAAGAACAGGGAAAUGUGCAACUUACUUCUUACCUGUUAUUGGUCUAGUAGAUCCAGAACAAUUAAAACCAGGUGACCUGGUCGGUGUUAACAAAGAUUCGUAUCUAGUAUUAGAAACAUUACCAGCUGAAUAUGAUUCUCGCAUUAAAGCAAUGGAGGUUGAUGAAAGACCAACUGAACAAUACGUAGAUAUCGGUGACUUGGACAAACAAAUUCAAGAACUUAUUGAAGCUGUAGUGUUACCUAUGACACACAAAGAGAAAUACAUUAAUAUUGGUAUACAACCACCAAAAGGAGUUCUUUUGUACGGUCCACCUGGUACUGGGAAAACCCUUUUAGCUCGAGCAUGUGCCGCUCAAACAAAAUCAACAUUUUUAAAGCUUGCUGGUCCACAAUUGGUACAUAUGUUUAUUGGUGAUGGAGCAAAAUUAGUACGAGAUGCAUUUGCUUUAGCUAAAGAAAAAGCACCUGCAAUAAUAUUUAUUGAUGAACUGGAUGCAAUUGGUACAAAACGUUUUGACUCUGAAAAAGCUGGUGAUCGAGAAGUACAAAGAACUAUAGUAGAUAUUUUGGACCCAGCAUUGUUGAAGUCUGGCCGAUUAGAUAGAAAAAUUGAGUUCCCACACCCCAAUCAAGAAGCUCGUGCACGUAUUAUGCAGAUUCAUUCUAGAGAGAUGAACAAAUUUGAUGUUAACUUUGAAGAACUUUCAAGAUCUACUGACGAUUUUAAUGGGGCACAAUGCAAGGCUGUUUGUGUCGAAGCUGGUAUGAUUGCUUUGAGAAGAGGUGCGUCAACUGUUACUCAUGAAGAUUUUAUGGAUGCCAUAAUGGAAGUGCAAGCUAAAAAGGAAUCUAACAUAAAUUAUUAUGCUUAA
Molecule: messenger RNA, 1200 nt
Organism: Macrosiphum euphorbiae (potato aphid)
Lineage: Eukaryota; Metazoa; Arthropoda; Insecta; Hemiptera; Aphididae
Source: the annotation of a GenBank genome assembly